AUGAAGCUCCUGGUUUUGGUAUUAGUGGCUGCUGUGUCCGCAAUUCCAGAAGGAUAUAAGUUACCUAGACCUUCUAAUCCAUUUUUUAUCCCUGGGGAUUGCAGUGAUGGACAGGUGCUGCACGUAGACGGAAGAUGCGUGACACCUCAAGUGGUCAAACGUGUAUUUGUGUAUGAUGUGCCAUUGAACGUAGCUGAUGUGAAAAAGCCACAGUAUAUUCCAGAACCUAAAGUUGAACGCAAUAUGAUUUUCGUGAGACUUCCUGAUGAUUCUGUAGGACCAGAGCCCAUAGUCGUACCUCCCCCGAGGCAGCAACACGUCAUAUACGUCCUGAACAAGCAACUGGAACAGGACCAGCGAGUGAUCGAGAUUCCAGCACCACCGCCAUCCGACCCCGAAGUGUUCUUCGUGAACUACGCAGAAGGAGAGAACCCGACUCUUCCCGGCGGAGGAGACCUUCAGACAGCGCUUGGUUCAGCUGUCCAGGGAACCGGGGAAAUCGUUAGUAACGGGGCUGUGAGUGGAAUCGCUGGUGGCACUGAAGAGACUGAAGGUGCCAGUGGUAACAUCGGAAGUGGAAUUGGAGUCGGUAUCGGAGGAGGCACUGAAGGCAAUAUCGGUGGGGACGUCGGAAGCAGUGUUGGAAGUGACAUCGGAGGUGACAGUAUCUUCGGAAUUAGCGAAACGGGUAACAUUUUCAAUGGAAAACCUCUAAUCGAGAGCGGAUACUCAUACACACUCUGGCACAAAGGUCUUUACCAGUAUCAAUUUCCUAAGAAGCCUACAAGAUGA
Messenger RNA from Penaeus chinensis, 792 nucleotides. RefSeq lists its product as uncharacterized. Bases 1 to 792 code for a protein of 263 amino acids. Lineage: Eukaryota; Metazoa; Arthropoda; Malacostraca; Decapoda; Penaeidae. The record is from RefSeq and is a predicted model, not a curated record. The transcript is spliced from 3 exons.